CGCUGGCCCUUCCUGCAAAUUUCCAACUUACUUACCUGAGACAGUGAGCCCUCCACCCAUGGAGGAGGAGAAGAUGUACCUGGAGCUCUACCUGGACCGGUGGGCCGCCCAGGAUGACCUUGCCCCACCCAGAUCACCCCUGCUCAGCCCAGUUGUGCCUUAUGAUGUGCACAUACUUAAUUCAUCCAAUCCAGAGACUGCGUUUAAUUCACAGCUUGAAGAAGUCAAAGAAACAUCUGGCCACUUCUCGUCUAUGGAUCUUAGCUUCCUACCAGAUGAGCUUACCCAAGAAAAUAUAGACCAGACUGUCAGUAGAAGCCAGCCUGAAACUGAAGAAAAUGGUAAAACUCUAAGUCAGCCAAGAAGGUUGCCAUUACCCAGCCAACAGGAUGCUAGCCUGGCCUUAAACAGUGGCAGUGGGUCAAAUUCCCAUUCACCUCUGCACCCUGGUGAUGCUGAGUCAGUCCAGCUCUCUCCUGAGAAGCAACACUUCUUGCCUCUGACGUCAUUAACUCCCAUGACACCAAUGAUCCCAGUUUCAGAAUGUUCUGGAAUUGUACCUCAACUACAGAAUAUAGUUUCCACUGUAAACCUGGCCUGUAAAUUGGAUCUGAAGAAAAUAGCUUUGCAUGCAAAAAAUGCAGAAUAUAACCCAAAGAGGCUUGCCGCUGUCAUAAUGAGGAUCCGAGAGCCCAGGACAACAGCCCUCAUAUUUAGCUCUGGGAAAAUGGUCUGCACAGGAGCCAAAAGUGAAGAGCAAUCUCGACUUGCAUCAAGAAAGUAUGCUCGUGUGGUGCAGAAGCUGGGCUUUCCUGCCAGAUUCCUCAAUUUUAAAAUUCAGAACAUGGUUGGAAGCUGUGAUGUGAGGUUCCCUAUCAGGCUGGAAGGUUUGGUGCUAACCCAUCCGGAGUUCAGUAGUUAUGAACCUGAACUGUUUCCUGGCCUUAUUUACAGAAUGGUGAAACCACAAAUUGUGUUACUUAUCUUUGUAUCUGGAAAAGUUGUGUUGACAGGUGCCAAAGAACGUUCUGAGAUCUAUGAAGCAUUUGAAAACAUCUAUCCUAUUCUAAAGGACUUCAAAAAAGCCUGAAUACAGUAUUCAGUAUCUUACAGUAUAUUAGUUUGAAUGUAUACAUAAGCCCAGCACAGAAAUGGCUGGAUUGUUACUGUUCCAUGAACAUUUUGACUUUAUUUUUUUUUUAAUUUUUUA
Messenger RNA from Phacochoerus africanus (Common warthog), 1210 nucleotides. RefSeq names its product TATA-box binding protein like 2 (gene TBPL2). Lineage: Eukaryota; Metazoa; Chordata; Mammalia; Artiodactyla; Suidae. The transcript has 7 exons. Gene Ontology annotation, molecular function: DNA binding; RNA polymerase II general transcription initiation factor activity. The coding region runs from base 59 to 1090 and encodes 343 amino acids. Gene Ontology annotation, biological process: DNA-templated transcription initiation. The record is from RefSeq and is a predicted model, not a curated record.